Molecule: messenger RNA, 1470 nt
Organism: Saccoglossus kowalevskii
Lineage: Eukaryota; Metazoa; Hemichordata; Enteropneusta; Harrimaniidae
Product: aldo-keto reductase family 1 member A1-like
Molecular function (GO): oxidoreductase activity
Source: RefSeq, a predicted model, not a curated record
GUUCAUAUGGUUAGGUCAGGUGGUAAUUCAUAAAUUGUCAUUUGUUCUACAAAUUCUUUUCUACCAUCAUCCUGACUUCCACCAUGGCAAAAUGUGUAAAACUGUUUUCAGGCGUUGAAUUACCAUUGGUUGGACUCGGCACGUGGAAAAGUAAGCCGGGGGAGGUUCAAAAUGCGGUCAAAUCGGCAUUCAGCUGCGGUUACCGUCAUAUAGACUGUGCGGCAUGUUAUGGAAAUGAAAAAGAAGUUGGAGAUGCUUUCAAGGAGACGAUUGGUUCCGUGGUUGAACGGAAAGAUGUGUUCAUUACGUCUAAACUCUGGAAUACUAAACAUGCUGCUGUUGAUGUGAAACCAGCAUGCAUAGAGAGUUUGAAAGAUUUACAACUGGAUUACUUGGACUUGUAUUUAAUACACUGGCCAUAUGGAUUUGUAAAUAUUGGUGAAAAUUUCCCCAAGAAUCCAGAUGGAACUAUCCAGUAUAGCGAUGUGUCAUUGAUGGAGACUUGGGGUGCAAUGGAAAAACUGGUUGAUGAAGGACUAUGUAAACAUAUUGGAUUGUCCAAUUGUAAUAGUAAACAAGUGGCUGAAGUAUUGGAAAAAGGACGAAUAAAACCAGCAGUUUUACAGGUUGAAUGCCACCCAUACUUCAACCAAGAAAGAUUGAUUAACUUCUGUAAGGAGAAGGAUAUCGUAGUAACUGCAUCUAGUCCAUUGGGAUCUCCUGAUAGACCCUGGGCUAAAUCAUCUGAUAUCAUCUUAGUGGAAGAACCCACACUGAAGGCUAUCGGUGACAAGUAUAAGAAGAGUCCUGCGCAGGUAGCUCUCAGAUUCAAUGUUCAACGAGGUGUUGUAGUUAUUCCAAAAAGCAUCACUCCUGCAAGAAUUGCCCAGAAUUUGGAGGUGUGUGACUUUGAAUUGAGUGCAGAAGAUAUGAAAAAAAUUGAAUCACUCCACAAUGAGGCUACUGGGCGUGUGUGUGUUCCUGCAAUUGAGGUUGAUGGGAAAAGAGUUCCAAGGGAUGCCAAACACCCACUUUAUCCAUUCAAUGAACCUUUUUAGUAAUACCUCCUUUCAUAGAUGGUAACAGCUGGGUUGCAUUUAAAUACACUUAAGUACAAUUCGUAUUGUGGUCUGUUACAUUAUAUCUCAUGGCUUGAAUAAUCUUUAUAUGCAUUAACAUCAAAACAUUUUCUGAUGUGAUAUAACAACGGUAAUGCUCUGAUUAUUCCUUAAGUAUUGAACAUCUAUUGCCAAUCUUGGUAUGUGAAUGCUUUUCAUGCAUUGUAUUACUGUUUUGAUCAUAACGUAUGCUUGUUUCCAGAUUUAUAUUCCUUCGGCGCAGGAUGGUAAUGCUCGAAUAAAAAAAAAAAUAAAAAAAAAUGUACAUUUGCCACAUGUGAUCAUGCAUCUAAUACAUGUGUAUUACACUACUGUCGUAAUAUGAAGCUAUUAAAACUUAUAAUCUGUACCC